UAUUUUUCUUUCAAAUCUCGUCAAAUAAUUUGCAAGGCGUUAAAAACGAUAUUUGAAAUCACAAUUAUUUUUUAAAUCCCAUUUAUUAUCGGAUGAUUCCAAACAACUUAAAUCCUGUUUUCAAAUCCAUUAUUCCAAACACAGCUUAAAUCCCAAAAAAAAAAAAGAAAAAAAAAUUGGUUCCUUUUUUAUAAAGUGCUGUACCACACGCCUCGGCCUGCAAUUACCAAAACCAGUGAUUUCUCCAGCCAUGGCGAGUGACUCAGAUACCUCAGGGUCGUCCCACAGGCAAGCCACCGUAACCCUGGACGAACUGGAGAUGUCUCCCAGCAAACGCCUCAAAACCCUAAGCUCACCUCCCUCUUCGUUCUCCAAAGGAAAAGACACAGGAAUUGAUGAAUCAACGGUUGAUGAUUCGGAAACGCACACUUGUGAAAUCUGUUUGAUGGAGAAAAGAAUUGAUGAAUCAACGGUUGAUGUUUCGGAAAGGAACUGCUGUGGAAUAUGUUUGAUGGAAGAUGGGAAGGCUAUCAGAGGGUGUAUCGAUAGCUGCGACCACUACUUCUGCUUCGUCUGCAUCAUGGAAUGGUCAAAGGUCGAGUCUCGUUGCCCCCUGUGUAAGCGCAGGUUCACUACUAUUCGUCGUCCGCCAAAGGAUGGAUUGUUUCUCACCGAGCGCCUUGUUAACGUUCCGGUUCGUGAUCAGGUGUGCCAUAGGGAAAUAGAGACGACUCAUCCAUAUUCGGAAGUACAAUGUGGUGUGUGCCAUAGUAGGAUAGAUGAAAGCCGUCUACUACUUUGUGAUCUUUGUGACUCUGCCUAUCAUACUCACUGCGUUGGUCUGGGUGCCACUGGACCUGUAGGUGAUUGGUUUUGCCAGGACUGUACCGUUUCUGUGGUUGAAUAUACCAAAAUCGAAAUAGAUACCGGUUGUGCCAGUCAAACCUGUUGUAACGUUCAUGAAGUGCCACCAGCUGGGGCUUCUGUUUCUGUCUUUGAUAUUGUAGCAGAACCCGGUAUCAGAGAGUUUCAGAGACCCCAUACAACAGAUUCUCUGCAUACAAGUUGGUUGUCAUCUGGUAUUGCUCCUGACAGAGGAAUGAGUGUUGCAGAUAACGCGUCUCAGGGGGAUUCAAGAACUCCUGCUGUUGCAUCUAAUGCAUCUGAGGGGGAUUCAAGAACUCCUGCUGUUGCAUCUAAUGCGUCUGAGGGGGAUUCAAGAACUCCUCCUGUUGCAUCUAACGUGUCUGAGGAGGAUUCAAGAACUCCUGCUGUUGCAUCUAACACGACUGCCUUGGGUGUGAGAACGUUGCAGCGUUAUCGGAAUGUGCAUCAUAGCAUACGAGCAUUACGUGAAAAUUGGAAUGGCUUCCGAAAUGGGGCCUUGAGCUUCUGUUACAGUUGUACUAAUCAUGACAAAUUAAGUCAACCUAACUGCAGAUCUUACAGGGGUCAGCAAUUGACAGCUCAUAAUGAUACUUCCUGUAAUAUAUCGCAGAAUAGAGGCUCAUACAAUAUAGAAAAAGCAUGGAAAAUGAUGGAUGCUGCAAAGUCAAUAGAAAAGGGGCGUGGAAGGGUCAGCUUCAUGCAUCAGGCUUCAAAACAUCAUUCAAGCAAAGUAAAUGUUCCAAAAGGAAACGUUAACAUGAAUCCAAGUCUUCUCAUGGCGAAUGGGAAACAACCUGGGGCUACAAAUCUUAAAAUCAAUGGAUAUAAAAACCAUUACCAGUAUAAUUCCCUGGAAAAGGCAAACGAUUUGCAUAAAUCUCCGAUGUUUGAAAAACAAAAGCAGAGGACUGUUACUAAGGUGACAGAUUUAAAAUUCGGUGCGGGUUUUCCAUCUAAUUCACCAGUGUAUGAGUUGCCAUCUGCUAGGAUGGCCCGGACUUCAGCUCAAUUUGACAUUUGCUAUGGAAAUGGGGGGAAACAAUCACCGGAGUGUUCACUUGGAGCCUCAUCAGAUGUUCUUAAAGAGCAUAAUGGAUCUGCUGUUGGGUCAGUGCAGAUAGCUUCAAAUUUUACUUGUGGUAUAUCGGCUGCCUCUUCCUCCUGCAAGAUAGAAACUCCUGAAGGUAAAUCUAAGACAGAAGGAAAAAGUGCAAAAAGCCAGGCUAAAAGAGAUGACAAUGCAAAGAGUGAGAUUCAGUCUCUUGUCAAGCUCAAUCUAAAGCUUCUGAGUGGAGACAAAAAGUUAGAAGUGAAUGCAUUCAAGGAAGUCGCGAGGCUUGCCACUCAUUCCAUCUUGGCCGCAUGUGGUUUGGAGCGCCCAAAGCCUGGUGUCCGCUCUUUCCCGAGCUCCGUAUGCUGCCAUGACAAACAAGAUCAGCAGCUUCGAAUGUCCACUUUAAUGCCUAGUUCUUGCAGAGAAUGCUUUUAUGUCUUCGUAAAGGAUGUUGUCAAAACCAUGAUGCUUGAGAAAGUGAGUGGCAUUCAAAUGGCGUAACGCGACCUUUGUGUUUAGGGUUUUUGCUGCAGAGAUGCAACGAGGCAAUUCAUGUAUGCAAAAUUCCAUAAGGUGUUCUGACUUACUUUUUCUUAUUGUUCUUGUGCAAUUCCUGAUCAGUUCAAUUUGCAUGAAACACACUUUCUUGUAAUGAUAUUACGUGUUAUCAACUAAUUAUAUCUUGUUACUUAAAUAAAAGUACUCUCACUUUAA
This is a messenger RNA of Cornus florida, 2656 nucleotides long. RefSeq lists its product as uncharacterized. NCBI's taxonomy places the organism in Eukaryota, Viridiplantae, Streptophyta, Magnoliopsida, Cornales, Cornaceae. The transcript is spliced from 3 exons. The coding region runs from base 251 to 2443 and encodes 730 amino acids. The record is from RefSeq and is a predicted model, not a curated record.